Messenger RNA from Leucoraja erinaceus (little skate), 8588 nucleotides. RefSeq names its product neurexin 1a (gene nrxn1a). The transcript has 25 exons. NCBI's taxonomy places the organism in Eukaryota, Metazoa, Chordata, Chondrichthyes, Rajiformes, Rajidae. The coding region runs from base 960 to 5546 and encodes 1528 amino acids. The record is from RefSeq and is a predicted model, not a curated record.
UGCCGCUGCUCCUGCAGCGCUGCUGGUGGCUCGCUUGGAGAGAAACGCCCGUGUGACGCGUUCAGCCCAGCAACCCACUGACAAGCAGGAGCAGGAGCCAGAGGGAGUCUGCUGCCUUGCAAAUGUAAACAGAGACGGCAGGGUAAAGUGGCAGAAGGGAUGAGACUCGUUAUUAUAUAUAUUUGGACCUGAUCUUGCAUAUGAAAGCCCCGCUCCGACCGUGCAGGGAAGGUGCUGCAGGUAAAACUCCAUGUUUGACUAGGUUAUAGAUGAAGCUGGUAGCGAUGGAGCUACAGAGACUGGCCCUGACGGAGACGGGCUCCGCGAUGCUCAUCUGAUAUUGCGAGUUGUGCUGAGGCCGCUGUAAACACUGGAAUCACAAUUUGGCCCUGAAAGGAAGACUCGCUGACAGGCUUUGCAUGUCAAGUGGCUUCUGAGCUACUUGACAGUUUAUUGUUUCCAGCACCACUGGGAAGCAGGAAGCCAUGAGUGAUGACUCGGUGUGUCUGUUUUAACAUGGUGGCAUGAAUCUGAGGAUCUGUGCUGGGAAUAUGCCGCUCAGAGCAGGUUUGGUAUUUUAAUGGGAUUACCAAAGGGAAAUACACAAGCAAACCCAGAGAAAAGUCAUCUUUUGGAUCUGCAUCAAUUAAUUCCAUCUCCAGAGAAAAUUUAAACACUAUUUGUUUUCUUAUCCGGAGCAGCGAAGAGCUAACAGAGCAAUCUGAUCACUGAGCAAAAUCCCCAGCGAAUAUGGGGUACCAAGGGCCCUUCUUCUGCUGAGUCAACAUAUGACAUCCUCAACCUACAAAAGCUGCCAACAAAACCUUGCUGGAGAUCUGCCUCACUAAUUCCAUCCAGUUAGAUUAAAACAAAAAAGGAUACAUUCUGCAGCUUACAGCAAAUCGAUAUAUCGAGGGACCUUUUACAAAUUGUCUACAAUCUGUAUAUUAACUCCAUUCAUGAAGAUGGCUAUUGUCAUCAAGAAGAAAGGCCACUUGCUUUGGUUUGGCCUACUUUUUGGAUGCCUUGUUAACCUCGGGGUCAGCCUAGAGUUUACUGGAGCUGGAGGACAGUGGGCAAGGUUUCCAAAGUGGAAUGCAUGCUGUGAAAGUGAGAUGAGUUUUAACAUGAAGACCAAUAUUUCCAGCAGUCUAUUGGUGUACUUUGAUGAUGAAGGAUUCUGUGAUUUUCUAGAACUCCUGAUUGUAGAUGGAUACCUUCAACUUCGCUUUUCAAUUUUCUGUGCCGAACCAGCUGUUCUUCAGUUAGAUACUAAAGUGAAUGAUAGUGUCUGGCAUACAAUAGUUAUUCAAAGGAAUUUCAAGAAGACAACGCUAAUAGUAGACAAAGAGGUCAAAACGGUUGAAGUGAAAUCGAAAAGACGAGAUAUGACAGUCUUCAGUAAAUUGUACGUUGGUGGAAUACCACCAGAAUUUCAUUCGUCUGUGCUGUCAUUAACAUCAACUUCAGUAGGAAGUCAAGAACCAUUCCAGGGAUUAAUAACUGAUCUCAAAGUUGGAAAUGGGACUACCACACUCAUUGAUGGUCAAGGAAUCAAAAUGGAUGAAAACUACCUUUGCACAAAUUACAGUCUAUGCCUAAAUGGUGGAACCUGCUCUGUAGUACAAGAGAAGGCAAUUUGUGAUUGUUCUCACACUGGCUUUCAAGGAAAAGACUGCAGCGAAGGUGAGUUGUCUUUAUCCAGCUCUGGUGAAUCCCUUCAUGGAGCUAUGGACGGUGCAAAGACCAGGAGGAUGUCAGAUCCUCCAGAAGACAACUAUGUUGAAGGUCUGGCACACCUGAUGAUGGGCGACCAAGGCGUUAUCUCAAGCAACAUCUACAGGACUGGAAGAGAAGAAUUUGUUGCAACCUUUAAAGGAUCUGAAUACUUCUGCUAUGACUUGUCGCAGAAUCCAAUCCAGAGUAGCAGCGAUGAAAUAACAUUAUCAUUCAGAACCCUUCAAAGAAAUGGUCUGAUGCUUCAUACAGGGAAAUCUGCAGAUUAUGUAAAUCUGGCUUUGAAAGAUGGUGCAGUCUCACUGGUCAUUAAUUUGGGGUCAGGAGCGUUUGAAGCUUUGGUGGAACCUGUGAAUGGAAAAUUUAAUGACAAUGCCUGGCAUGAUGUGAAAGUAACACGGAACCUUCGUCAGCACGCAGGCAUCGGACACGCUAUGGUGACAAUCUCAGUAGAUGGAAUACUGACCACCACGGGAUACACACAGGAGGAUUACACCAUGCUAGGCUCUGAUGACUUUUUCUAUGUUGGAGGCAGUCCCAGCACUGCUGAUCUUCCAGGUUCACCAGUCAGCAAUAAUUUUAUGGGUUGCCUGAAGGAGGUUGUUUAUAAAAACAAUGAUGUCCGUUUGGAAUUAUCACGACUUGCAAAGCAAGGUGAUCGCAAGAUGAAGAUUCAUGGAAUGGUGGCAUUCAAAUGUGAGAAUGUUGCAACACUUGACCCAAUCACAUUUGAAACCCCCGAGUCAUAUAUAUCGCUACCAAAGUGGAAUGCUAAAAAGACAGGAUCGAUCUCUUUUGACUUCCGCACCACUGAGCCAAAUGGACUGAUCCUUUUUAGCCAUGGCAAGCCACGACACCAAAAAGAUGCUAAAAAUCCACGAAUAGUAAAGGUGGACUUUUUUGCCAUUGAAAUGCUAGAUGGACACUUAUACCUUCUGCUAGAUAUGGGAUCUGGUGCUAUUAAAACAAAAGCCACUCAAAGAAAAGUGAACGAUGGGGACUGGUAUCACGUGGAUUUUCAGAGAGAUGGAAGAUCAGGAACGAUAUCCAUAAACAGCAAACGUUCACCAUACAUGGCACAUGGGGAGAGUGAGAUUCUGGACCUGGAUGAUGAUCUAUAUCUGGGUGGACUUCCUGAGAACAAAGCAGCCCUCAUUUUUCCAACAGAAGUGUGGACGGCUCUUCUUAACUAUGGCUAUGUUGGAUGUAUUAGAGACUUGUUCAUUGACGGACAAAGUAAAGACGUACGAAGGAUGGCUGAAGUCCAAAAUGUGGCUGGAGUGAAACCUUCAUGUGCCAAGGAGGUUCCAAAGCAGUGCCUUAGUGACCCAUGUCGAAAUAAUGGUAUUUGUAGAGAAGGCUGGAACCGAUAUAUUUGUGACUGUUCGGGAACUGGAUUUCUGGGCAGGUCCUGUGAGAGAGAAGCAACAAUACUGAGUUAUGACGGAAGCAAGUUUAUGAAAAUCCAGCUGCCUGUGGUAAUGCAUACGGAAGCAGAAGAUGUAUCACUGAGAUUCAUGUCCCAACGAGCCUAUGGGAUCUUAAUGGCCACAACGUCCAGAGAUUCAGCCGAUACUCUGAGAUUGGAACUGGAUGGUGGCCGUGUCAAACUUACGGUCAACUUAGACUGUAUCAGGAUUAACUGUAAUAACAGCAAAGGUCCAGAAAUGCUUUAUGCUGGACAAAACCUCAAUGAUAAUGAGUGGCACACUGUCCGUGUAAGUCGUCGAGGGAAGUAUCUCAAGCUGAUAGUGGAUGAAUUACAACCCGUUGAAGAUCAAAUGACAGGAGAUCACACUCGGCUGGAGUUUCACAAUAUUGAAACGGGCAUAGUGACAGAAAGGAGAUACAUGUCAAAUGUCCCUUCAAAUUUCAUCGGCCACUUACAGAGUCUAAUGUUUAAUGGGAUGCCUUAUAUAGACCUGUGCAAAAAUGGUGAUAUUGACUACUGCGAACUCAAUGCCAGAUUUGGUUUAAAAAGUAUCAUUGCUGAUCCUGUGACCUUCAAGACGAAAUCCAGCUAUGUUGCACUGUCCACAUUGCAAGCCUACACCUCCAUGCAUCUGUUCUUCCAAUUCAAGACUACGUCAGCAGAUGGCCUGAUACUCUUCAAUAGUGGAGACGGCAAUGACUUCAUUGUAAUAGAACUUGUUAAAGGGUACUUACACUAUGUAUUUGAUUUAGGCACUGGCCCAUCCCUCAUUAAGGGGAACUCUGACAAACUGCUGAAUGACAAUAAGUGGCAUAAUGUGCUAAUUUCAAGGGACACAAACAACUUGCACACUGUGAAGAUCAACUCCAAGCUCAUCACUCAAAAUACAGUUGGAGCCAGAAAUCUGGAUCUCAAAGGGGACUUGUAUAUCGGAGGGAUUGCCAAAGACAUGUACAAAACAUUACCAAAGCUGGUGGCAUCAAGAGAGGGAUUUCAAGGAUGUUUGGCUUCAGUGGACCUGAAUGGAAGGCUUCCCGACCUCAUUUCUGAUGCUUUGUAUUGCAAUGGGCAGAUUGAACGAGACUGUGAAGUUGCAUUGAUGAAAGCUGACUUGCAAGGACCAAGUACAACGUGCCAAGAGGAUUCUUGUGGAAACCAAGGUGUCUGCCUUCAACAGUGGGAUGGCUUCAGCUGUGACUGCACAAUGACCUCAUAUAUUGGCACUUUGUGCAAUGACCCUGGCACGACAUAUAUCUUUAGUCGAGGUGGUGGACUAAUCAUUUACACAUGGCCCCCAAAUGACAGACCAAGCACCAGAGCAGACAGGCUAGCUGUGGGCUUUGAUACGCAUGUAAAAGAUGCCAUUUUGGUACGUGUCGACAGCUCUGCUGGCCUUGGAGACUACCUACAGCUUCACAUUGAACAAGGAAAAAUUCGGGUUAUUUUUAAUGUUGGAACAGAUGACAUCACCAUUGAAGAAACAAGUGGCACCGUAAAUGAUGGAAAAUACCAUAUCGUUCGGUUCACACGGAGCGGUGGUAAUGCCACACUACAGGUGGACAACUGGCCGAUCAUUGAACGUUACCCAUCAGGAAACAAUGAUAACGAACGCCUGGCGAUUGCUAGACAGCGAAUCCCAUAUCGACUUGGUCGAGUAGUUGAUGAUUGGCUACUCGACAAAGGACGGCAGCUUACAAUCUUCAAUAGCCAAGCAACUAUAAAAAUUGGUGGCAAGGACAAAGCUCGUUCAUUCCAGGGUCAGCUAACUGGCCUGUACUACAAUGGCUUGAAAGUACUUAAUAUGGCAGCUGAAAGUGACCCAAACAUCAGAAUAGAAGGAAAUGUGAGAUUAGUAGGGGAAGUGUCCUCGAUGACAACAGAAACAACAACCACAUCAAAGCCACCAGAAAUAUCGACCACCAUUAUGGAAACUACAACCACCAUGGCCACGACCACCACCAGGAAAGGGAGAUCGACCACCACAAGAGACGUUAUGACUCAGAGCACAGAUGAUCUGUUGGUUGCAUCUGCUGAAUGUCCUAGCGAUGAUGAGGACAUUGAUGAAUGUGAGCCAAGCUCAGGUGGGUUAGGUGGCAGAGGCUUCCCAGGGACAGCAGAAGUGAUUCGUGAAUCGAGCAGCACCACAGGAAUGGUGGUUGGAAUUGUGGCAGCCGCUGCUCUUUGCAUUCUCAUCCUCCUCUAUGCCAUGUACAAGUACAGGAAUAGAGAUGAAGGUUCCUACCAUGUGGACGAGAGCAGAAACUACAUCAGUAAUUCCGCUCAGUCCAAUGGGGCUGUAGUGAAAGAGAAGCAGGUGAACAAUGCCAAAAAUUCAAGCAAAAACAAGAAGAAUAAAGAUAAAGAGUACUAUGUCUGAUCAUACACUGAGAAGAAGGAAGCCUGUAAAAUGAGAAACCUAAAAAACGACAUUUUAUCAAAGACAUGAUAAAACUGAGAUUUACUUUUUGCAAAGCACAUGGGAUGAAAGACAAUAUGUAUAAUCAGGACGGAAAGACAGCUGUUUGUAAAGUAAGCUUUAACAUUUCAAGGUGGUUGAAGUCUCCUACUUGUUCACAGUGUUUUCAUUUGCUCCGUCUUCUCGUUGUCUGAACUUUACUGUGGAGGCAACAGCAUGAAGCAUUCAUCAAGAAGAGUAUUACAACAUUGCACAGAGAAUCUACCUGUUACCAUUGAGUUUUCAGCCGAAGUGCAAAACAAUUCUGCAAUGUGACAGAAGUCUCAUUACUCCAGAAACUUUAAAGUUAGUUAGCAGACCCUCAACAUCAAUGGGUUUAAUCAUCUUUACAUCCAUGGGAGACCUGUGUUUAAGUACUGGCUACAACAUAAGACUAAUGUUAAUAGUAUAAAGUGGAAUAAUCCCUUUCUGUUUGUAAGAAGUAACGCCUUAAUUUCAUCCACAGGAAAUAUAAGGCAUGGAUAUAUACAAAUAAAGAGAGCAUAGAUACAAUCAUUUGAAGAUUUUCAUGCACGCAAAUAUGUUAUUACAUACAUUUAUACAAACAUGUAUAUGUGCUUUCUGGACUGUGAUGAGUGAUGUUUUAUAGCCUGUUGUAUAGACAAUGCAAUUAUCUCUGCUCUCCAGACAUUUUUUGGUAAACGCAAUGUUAUAGCUGUAGCUAUGGAUAGACAGGUUUGAAAUUGUUGAUGAGAUCUGCAAUGAUAAUGUUUUUGCAGCAUUAAUAGUCUCAAACUUUUUGUUAAUUUCCAUUGUAAUGAAUGUCUACCAUACAUGUAAGAGAGAAACAUGUGGAUGUAAAUAUAAUUUAGCUGCAUUUUUGUAAUUCAGACAGUAAUAUCUUCUGUUUGAGGUUUUGUUGUGUGGGAAACAAAUCAAGUUUUACACUGAAAUGGUGGCUGAUACUAUGAAAUCUUUGUUAGAUAUACCAAUGGAAAUAGGUUUCAAUAAAUUCACCUUAAUUUUUUCAUGUUUUCUCCACGAGAAAAAUAAAAAUGUUUCACAAAUCUGAUCAUUCCUUAAGUUGCCAGACUCAUAUCAUAUUGAUGUUGUUGAAUGUCAAUGUGCUUUGUUACAUGGAAAUGUUCCUAAAUAUCCACAGCAUCACUGCAGAAAGUACAGUUCCUUUUUUUUUAAACUUAAAUAUUUCCUUCUCCCAUUUGAAAGUUGAAAGUUUUAGCAUUAAAGCAUUGAAGUUGUUUCAUUUUAUAGCUUUGAGAGUCCUAUAUAUGGAAAACUAGAAUAUCUAGACCUUCAGAACUCAUUAUUUAGCUUUUUAUAUUAUUUUUGGUGAUUCCAUAGCAAUAAACCUGGUUGUAAUGUAUGUAAUCAAAUACAAAGAGAAUAUAUUAGAUUCUAUGGGCGUACUUCAAGGUAAAGCAGCUGAAUUGCUACAGUCUUCCUGGAAGGAAAUAGGUGUUCAAACUGGAAGGAAGAAUUUAAAACUAGCUUUAAACAGCUGGGGCCACAACAUAACAGGAACUAUUGUAACUUGUGUCGGCAAUCAGUUAGAAAUAGUCUUCUUGCCAACUGCUAUAGCCACCCUUGCGACAUUUAAAAUAAUCCAUUAGAGUUGUACACUCCCUUUAACAACAGCCACUUCAAAAACAUUUCAUAUAUAUAAAUUCCAUUCUGUUUUUACCUUGGAGUGAAAGGUGCCUUCUCGUCCGAAAUAGCUGAAAAAGAGGAACAUAGCAGAUAUGACCUAAGUCAGAAAGUUGUAUGUAACUGAAAUAACAAUUCCAUUUAAUGUGAUUAUAAUGUAAAAUGUUAACAACCAUCCAUUCUAUAAAUUGUUCAUGGAGAAUGAAUCCCCUUGAAAGUGUCAAUGAAUCCAUUUGUCAGAAUUUAUUUACAUGCAUUUUUUAUUCAACUAUAAUAUAUUUGCAUUUAAAGCCAGUUCCAAUGUUGCUCCAGUAAAACAGGGGGGAAAGGUCCAAUAUUCCAGAUUCCUACAUAGAUGUUUGGUCAUAUUAAUAUUUAUAAAAUUUGAAAUGUCAAAUAACAUUUUAUAAGUUUCUAUUGGCAUCAAAAAGAGUUGAGGUAAUCAAAUGGGUCAAUUUUAUAAGCAAGGCUCGCAGUGAAAUCAGAAUUCAUUUCCUCAACAAUGGACCCCCCCCCCCCCCCCCCCCCCCCCCCCCACUAGCCAACACACUCGACUAAUGAGGCUGAGGAAAACGCCAUCAAUCUGCCAUGGUUCAGUGGAUAAUGAGGAGCGCCUUGCUUUACAGGAUUGAUAUUUUUAACUCUCAAGCACAAUCGUAGCUCAUUGCAGAGUAGAAAUCUGUCAUUGAGAUACAUGUCCCGGUGAUGCCAAGGUGAUAAAAUUAGAUCCAGGUUGAGGCAGGUCAUUAACAUUAUGUAUUAACAUUCAUACGACAAACGAAAGAUUGACUGAUGAUAUAGAAGUAUUUGUUUACUUUGGCAGAACCUUUCAUUACAGACACUGACCGACCUGGAUACACAGGAAGUGGCUGUAGGAACUUUAGAAUAGGAACUAGACAUCAAAUGAUAUUUUUAGAUAACUUGCACUUGACAAACUGGACAGUUUAAAGCUAUUCACGUUGCCAAGAUAGUUAUAUCCAUUUAGUCAACAAUUUGGUUUACUAGCUACACACGAGCAACAUUUUCUUAUGUCUCAGACUACCUACAGCCCCUAGCAUGGCAGUUUUUAAAUCUCAUUUUGGUUGAUACUGUUUGGUACUGUAAUGUGUUGUGUUUUGGCAAACUCUUGUUUUGAAGCAGUAUGAAAUUUUACUUCUGAAUGAUACAUUUCAAACAAGAUAAAACAAGCAAAACCAUUCUGAAGCCCCAUCUUCGAGUGCUUUGUGUGAUAAAUAUUGAAAGAAAAAUUUGUUGCAAAAGCCAAGUUAACCAUUAUUGAAAAUGCUAAGCCAGUGGAAUUUACUGUUUUUGUUAAUAAAAUGUUUCUUAUAAUAGAAA